AUGGCAGGCAGCGCGGACCUCCUCGCCGCGUCCGAGAAGCCGCUCCGGCCGCAGCUGAUCAUGACGGCGGGCGCCAAGGGCGGCGAGGCGGCGGUGGCGGCGGGGACCGGGCCGGCGGCGGGCGACGGCCACCGGCGCGGCACGGGCUUCAGCCGCUUCUCCAGGAGGGAGUGGCUCACCCUCUUCGCCCUGGGCAGCGUGCACUUCGGCAGCUCGCUGUGCAUCGCGCUGCAGGCGCCCUUCUACCCGCGCGAGGCGGAAAUGAAGGGUGCAACUGCCACGGAAUAUGGCUUGGUGUUUGGCAUCUUCGAACUAGUCUCCUUCUUCAGCAGUCCUCUCUUCGGAAAAUACAUGGAUUAUAUUGGCGCCAAGCGCCUGCUCACAGUGGGAAUAUUCGUCGCCGCCGUCUGCUCCGUCCUUUUCGGGUUACUCGAUCUCAUUGACGACCAUCUACAAUUCAUUUCGUUGAGUUUCGUCAUACGAACAAUUGAAGCGUUGGGAUCCUCAGCCGCAGUCACAGCAGCAUUCUCCAUCACCGCAACGGUGUUUGCAGACUCCGUGGCUACUACUUUUGCCACGCUGGAGGUAUUCUACGGCUUCGGCUACAUCGUGGGCCCCACGCUGGGCGGGCUGCUGUUCUCCGUGGGCGGGUACAUCGUGCCGUUCGUGGUGAUGGGCACGCUGCUGGCGCUGGACUGCGUGUUCGUGUGCACGGCGCUGCCGGCGCUGCCGGGCGCCGACCGGCCGCGCUCCAAGGGGCAGCUGCUGCGCAUGCUGCGCGUGCCCGCCGUGCUGCUCGACACGUUCGCCAUCAUGGCCACCGCCUUCGACCUGGGCCCGGUGAUGGUGGGGCUGGUGUUCGUGGUGUCGGGCGGCACGUACGCCGUGACGGCGCCCGUCGUCGGCCGCCUGUGCGACCGCUCCGUGCCCCCGCGCCGCCUCAUGCUGCUCGGCUCCACCUUCAUCAUCGCCUCCUACCUGCUCGUCGGCCCCGCGCCCUUCCUCAGGGUGGAGCCGCAACUACCAGCCAUUGUUGUGGGUUUGAUCAUCCACGGCCUGGGAGUCGCCUUCAUUCUAGUGCCUUGCUUUAUCGACGCCAUUCGCUCCGCUCUGGCAGCCGUCUCCUCGUUCCUGUGCUGCGACACGGGCCCCGUGCCGCUGCCGCCCGACUACGCCGAGAGCCACGUGCCGCUGGCGCCGACGACAGCGACGGUGGCGCUGGCGGCGGGCGCGGCCGCCAACGGCGACGCGCGGCCCGAGGACGCGUGCCUGCCGGCGCGCCGCUCGCCCUCGCCGCCGCAGCGCAGCGGCUCGCCCGUCCUCGUCCUCACGGCGCGCAAGGGCUCGCCCAACGGCGCGCUCGCCCUCAACGGCGUCUACGGCAGCGUCGGCAACUCAACGCCGCUGCGCGUGUCCGCGUGACGCGGCUCCGCGUCGACGCUUCCGAGAGGAUCACGCGUGACUGUCGAGUCACACAGUUUCCUAUUUCGAGGGGUAGGUCGAAUCACGCGUGGUUCGCCGCGCACGACGGGAUGUCACGUGGUCUCAAGAGCGACCAUGUUGAGCGCAGCCGUAUCACUAAUUUACUGUGCAGAUUCCUCUUUGAGUAAUCACUACUUUACGGUACAGAUUCCUCUUUGCGUAAUCGUCACUAGUUUGCUGUGCGGAUUCCUCUUUGCGUGAUCAAGAAAAGUGUGUGUUGUACACGUGUGUCGAACGCAGUGACGAUGUCGCGUGUUCGUGUGGACCAAAUGGUUGCCCUAGUCUGGCCACGUACGGGUAAUGAGACCUUCGCCGCGCCGCGCCGCGCCGCGCCGCGCCCCGGCCGCUUCGUCCGGCGGAGCGGCGACUCUCUGGAAUGACCUGAGCGUCGCCUUCUCAUUCGACUAUUUUAAAGUAAUUUAAACAAAAACUGAUUAUAUUCGUUUCGUGUUGUGCAUUUUAAAUGAUUUUUUUUGCGUCUCCUGCGGAUUUUUAAUAGCUCGUGUUUGCAGAAGAAGAAUGAACGUUGAUUUGUUUUCUUUACUGCGCAUUCCAUUACUGAAAAUAAUCACUUGCCAUAGGAAUUGAAGGGCUCAUUUUUAACUGGUUUUAAUGUUUUAAUUGUAUAAACAAACGUUUGACAAUUUACACAAUCUUCAUGUUUAAUAUUGUAAUUUUCACAUUUGCAAGUAACGUCUGAAAUAUUUGGUAAAACAGCCAUCCGCUCUUCGCUUAUUUUUACAUGAUCAAUAUUUCGACCUUUGGGCAGUGAAUAUUUUGAGAUAACUGCUUAAUACUUCUUCUAUUAAAUACGUAUUUAUUCUAUAUUGAACUAAAAGUGUUCUGUGAAAUUAGAAGUCACAAAUGAUGAGCGUCUCAGAUGUAAGUGAGCUUGUAUUUAGUAUCUGUUUUACAUAUUAUACUAAAGAGUGGAUGAUGAUGACGUGGCUGUGUUGACGGGCCAAGAAACGUUGUUGCAUACUACACCGUUUACAACUCUAGAAUUCUUCUAUUCAUUGGAUGCACCUUUAAAUGGCCAGUCUGCGCCAAGGGUGCGACAGUUCCUAGAACUCGGUUUGUGAUUGGCGCGUCUCAUUGAUGCGCCUGGGGUCAACGGGGUUGUUUGUGGGAGGGGUCGCGAUCAAGCUUAAGAAGCGCUGGUACAGAAUGAUUCUAUGAAGUUGCCGAAAACUAUUUGCAGGUGUUUCAGAAAAAACG
Gryllus bimaculatus (two-spotted cricket) is the source of this 2700-nucleotide messenger RNA. Lineage: Eukaryota; Metazoa; Arthropoda; Insecta; Orthoptera; Gryllidae. The record is from the annotation of a GenBank genome assembly.